Molecule: messenger RNA, 999 nt
Organism: Paecilomyces variotii
Lineage: Eukaryota; Fungi; Ascomycota; Eurotiomycetes; Eurotiales; Thermoascaceae
Product: Thi4 family-domain-containing protein
Exons: 2
Coding region: 1-999 (332 amino acids)
Biological process (GO): thiamine biosynthetic process
Source: RefSeq, a predicted model, not a curated record
AUGUCCCCCCCUGCUGCCAUCUUCGAGGCUGUCUCUGCCCCUGCCAGCUCUAUCAAGAGCAAGGUGGUCGUCCCUGAGACGGUCGCCCCGGCCGGCGAGGCGUCUCAGACCAAGCUGCUGGACCAGUUUGCCAGCAAGUGGGAGCAGUUCAAGUUCGCUCCGAUCCGUGAGAGCCAGGUCUCUCGUGCCAUGACUCGUCGCUACUUCCAGGACCUGGACAAGUACGCUGAGAGUGAUGUUGUUAUCAUCGGUGCCGGUUCUUGCGGUCUCAGCACUGCCUACGUCCUGGCCAAGGCUCGUCCUGACCUGAAGAUUGCCAUCAUCGAGGCCAACGUCUCUCCUGGUGGUGGUGCCUGGCUCGGUGGUCAGCUCUUCUCCGCCAUGGUUAUGCGUCGCCCGGCUGAGGUCUUCCUGGAGGACCUCGGAGUCCCGUACGAGGAGGACGCCAACCCCAACUACGUUGUGGUCAAGCACGCUGCUCUGUUCACCUCCACUCUUCUGUCGAAGGUCCUCCAGUUCCCGAACGUCAAGCUCUUCAAUGCCACCACCGUUGAGGACCUUAUCACUCGCCCUGACCCCAACAACAACCCAGAGAGCGUCCGCAUUGCCGGUGUGGUCACCAACUGGACCCUGGUCAGCAUGCACCACGACGACCAGUCCUGCAUGGACCCCAACACCAUCAACGCUCCUCUGGUGAUCUCCACCACUGGCCACGACGGCCCCUUCGGCGCCUUCUCCGCCAAGCGUCUGGUCUCCAUGACCGCCAUCGAGAAGCUCGGCGGCAUGCGCGGCCUGGACAUGAACUCCGCCGAGGACGCCAUCGUCAAGAACACCCGUGAGGUCAGCAAGGGUCUGAUCAUGGGCGGUAUGGAGCUGGCUGAGAUCGACGGCUCCAACCGCAUGGGUCCCACCUUUGGUGCCAUGGUUCUCAGCGGUGUCAAGGCCGCUGAGGAGGCUCUCAAGAUCAUCGACGAGCGUAAGCGCGAGUGUGCUGAGUAA